Helianthus annuus (common sunflower) is the source of this 2043-nucleotide messenger RNA. RefSeq lists its product as uncharacterized. The record is from RefSeq and is a predicted model, not a curated record. Bases 966 to 1901 code for a protein of 311 amino acids. The transcript has 10 exons. Lineage: Eukaryota; Viridiplantae; Streptophyta; Magnoliopsida; Asterales; Asteraceae.
CCCAACUAAUUGGAAAUUUCGUCCCGAAAUUUGGUAUGCACUCACUGAGGAAGCUAGGUAAGUUCAAUCGUUCACUGGUUUUUCCUGGGGUGUCACAAUUGUGGUCAGGUAAUGAUUCUUCAUAUUAUUAAAAUUGUCUCAUUAUAUCAUAUUAUUUCAUAAUAGAUUAUAUAUAGAUUUUAGGGUUUUAAUUAGGGAUAUUGAUUAAUGAGGCUUUUUACAUACCACAAUUGCAUGAUCAUUCAAUGGGGCAAUUUACGGUAGGCUUUAAUUGCAUUGAUUAUUCACCAAUUUCUUCCUAGGAAGGUAAAUGGUCUUAAUUUCAAUUAUAUGACCUCCACCCUCCCUAUUGUUGUGGGCCCAUAUUCAGAGUUGUUACUUUACUAUCAUGUCUAGCUCUCUUAGUGUGAAUACAUCAGGAAUUGGUGUUGGCGACCAAUUGGUCCUUGCUGACCUCCGUGAAGGGAGUACCGGCCCCAUCACGGUUAUGGUUUGCAGAAAGUGGGACGUCACAAGUGUCAAUGGACGCUUCAUGAGCACCGACUAUGUCAUCAGUGAUAUAAAGGGAGGUGUGAUGCAUUGUACCGCCCGGAAUAACAUUGCACAUUACCUCUUUGACAAGCUCAAAGAGGGUGGGAUAUAUUUACUCAAGGGUUUUAUAGUCCAACGCACCGAUCAAUACCGGAUUCUGAAAGACAGCCCCUUUGUUAUCGGGUUAAAUGGCUCCACGGUAGUUAAAGGUUGACGAUGCCAGUGGUUCAUUUACGCGCUACCCGUUCUUACUUACGGCGUUUGAGGACCUCCAACCAACAGAGGGCAAGUAUUUUGUAGAUGUUAUCGGAUAUGUUACUAAGGUGGGGCCGCAGUCUGUGAAAGCAUCGGGUGCUCGCGCGGUUGAGUUCAAUCUAACCAACGAACGCAAUCGCCGAGUUAGAGUGACGCUGUGGGGUGAUCUGGGUGAUGUUAUGAUUAAGAAGAAGGACGAAAACCCGGCUGUCUAUUCUCUAAUCCUGACUUCCAUGAGUGCAAAGUUUUACCUGGGUGUCCUUGGUUUGUCCAGUUCAUCGUCAACUAUGCUCAUUGAUUCCUCCGAGGUUCCCGCACUGCAAACUUUUAAGUCGUCUGUCAGCUGUGUUGCUAUUGGAGAUACUAGCGAUCCAGUCACCGAGGAAGUGGUAUGUGUUGGUACCCUACAAGAGCUUGUGGACAGAGUUCGUGCUGACAAAUCCAAAAAGAAGGCCAUCCUUUUCCGGAACGUUGUAGAGAUUACGUCUAUUAGAACCAAGAACAGCUGGUAUCUUUUCGCGUGUUCCGGGAGCCAGUGUCGUAAGGGACUAACAAGAGAGGGUGGUUACUUCAUUUGCAAGGCGUGCAAAUCCAAGGUUGACUAUCCAAGGACGAGGUUUCGGAUUCAGGCGGAUGUAACUGAUGGAACGAUGAGCACCAUUGUCACCCUCUUUGAUGAAGUUGCUGAGCAGUUGGUUAAGAGGACCGCAAAAUCCUUGGUAGAGGAACAGCUGAAGGAUACUUCUAUUGAUGCUCCCAUACUACCCUCCGCCCUCGAAUCCCUUAUUGGAACAAAACACACUUUUGAGAUUAAGAGCCACACAUACUACCGUUAUGGAGAAUAUGAGAGCUUCAAUUGCGCGAAGAUUGUUGGCCCUGGUAUGGAUGAUACAGAUGGGAGCGUUAAGGUUCUCACGUCGGAUUUGGGUACCAUACCAUCUGACUCCCUAAAGCGUGGUUCGAACCUCCCGCCCCCGACACCCGGAACUGGACGCAAACUUAGAAAGCUCUACGUUGAAGAAUCGGAUGACGAUGAUGAGGGGGUGUCCGUUGACCGUGUGCAUGUUACCGAUGUGGUAGACGAUAGUGGGGAUGCUAAGAAGGGCUCCCGCUGAUAUGGCGGUGGUCAUUUCUCAUUUUCUUCAAGUGUUUGCGCUCUUGUGACUUUCUCUUUUAUGGAUUCAAAUAAUGUGGCGACACCUAUGACUUGUGCCCACACCAAAACUGUGAUGUUUUUCUAUUGCGCAAUAUAUGUAA